Messenger RNA from Ceratotherium simum simum (southern white rhinoceros), 2735 nucleotides. RefSeq names its product collagen type IX alpha 2 chain (gene COL9A2). Gene Ontology annotation, cellular component: collagen type IX trimer. Gene Ontology annotation, biological process: extracellular matrix organization. The record is from RefSeq and is a predicted model, not a curated record. Gene Ontology annotation, molecular function: extracellular matrix structural constituent conferring tensile strength. Lineage: Eukaryota; Metazoa; Chordata; Mammalia; Perissodactyla; Rhinocerotidae.
AGCCAGCGCCGCCCGCCCGGAGCCUCAGCCGUCGGUGCGUGCGUGGGACCCGGGCACCGUCCUCCACGAACCCGUCGCCCGCCAUGGCCGCUGCGGCCGGUCCCCGCAGCCUCCUUGUUCUCCUCCAGGUGCUCGGGCUCGCCCUGGCGCAGAUCAGAGGUCCGCCAGGAGAGCCGGGGCCCCCGGGACCCCCGGGGCCGCCAGGAGUGCCUGGAUCCGACGGCAUCGACGGUGACAAGGGGCCCCCUGGGAAAGCUGGCCCUCCGGGACCUAAGGGAGAUCCUGGCCAAGCGGGGCCAGAUGGGCCAGACGGGAAGCCCGGGACCGAUGGUCUAACUGGAGCCAAGGGGGAGCCUGGCCCCAUGGGGAUCCCUGGAGUCAAGGGCCAGCCUGGGCUCCCAGGUCCCCCGGGUCUGCCGGGCCCUGGCUUCGCUGGACCUCCUGGACCACCUGGACCUGUUGGGCUCCCUGGUGAGAUUGGAAUCACAGGCCCCAAGGGGGAUCCUGGACCAGAGGGACCAUCAGGGCCCCCAGGCCCCCCUGGGAAACCGGGACGCCCCGGAACCAUCGCGGGCCUGGAAGGCAGCGCGGAUUUCCUGUGUCCAACCAACUGUCCAGCGGGAGCUAAAGGCCCCCCAGGAUUGCAGGGAGUGAAGGGGCAUCCUGGCAAACGCGGGGCUCUGGGAGAUUCCGGCCGCCAGGGGAAGCCGGGUCCUAAGGGCGAUGUGGGUGCCUCUGGAGAGCAAGGCAUCCCUGGACCGCAGGGUCCCCAGGGCGUCAGGGGCUACCCAGGCAUGGAGGGACCCAAAGGAGAGACAGGUCCUCGUGGGUACAAAGGCAUGGUGGGCUCCAUUGGCGCCGCCGGGUCCCCGGGUGAGGAAGGUCCGCGGGGGCCACCAGGCCGAGCUGGGGAGAAGGGCGACGUGGGCAGUCAAGGUGUUCGAGGACCCCAGGGAAUAACAGGCCCGAAGGGAGCAACCGGUCCCCCGGGCAUCGACGGCAAGGAUGGGACUCCAGGCACACCUGGCGUGAAGGGCAGUGCAGGUCAGGCGGGGCGGCCAGGAAACCCAGGCCACCAGGGCCUCGCGGGUGUGCCGGGCCAGCCCGGGACAAAAGGAGGCCCUGGAGACAAGGGUGAGCCAGGCCAGCAAGGCCCCCCUGGAUUCUCUGGUCCCCCUGGGAAGGAGGGAGAACCAGGGCCUCAAGGAGAAAUCGGUCCUCGGGGCAUCGUAGGGCAGAAGGGUGACCAGGGUGAGAGGGGGCCAGUGGGGCAGCCAGGCCCUCAAGGGCAGCAGGGCCCCAAGGGGGAACAGGGGCCCCCCGGAAUUCCAGGGCCCCAAGGCUUGCCAGGCAUCAAGGGAGACAAGGGCUCCCCGGGGAAGACCGGCCCCCGUGGUGGAGUGGGCGACCCGGGGGUGGCCGGCCUUCCAGGAGAGAAAGGCGAGAAGGGCGAGUCUGGCGAGCCGGGGCCCAAGGGACAGCAAGGAGUCCGCGGAGAACCCGGCUACCCGGGCCCCAAUGGGGAUGCGGGCGCCCCAGGAGUGCAGGGCUACCCUGGGCCCCCCGGCCCUCGAGGACUGGCUGGAGAUCGCGGCAUGCCGGGACAGCCCGGGAGACAGGGCGUGGCGGGCCGAGAUGCCAGUGACCAGCACAUCGUGGACGUGGUGCUGAAGAUGCUGCAAGAGCAACUGGCAGAGGUGGCUGUGAGUGCCAAGCGGGAGGCCCUAGGUGCAACUGGCAUGGUGGGUCCCCCAGGACCCCCUGGGCCUCCUGGAUACCCAGGCAAGCAGGGACUCCAUGGGCAUCCUGGCCCUCGGGGCAUUCCUGGCAUCGUGGGAGCCGUGGGUCAGAUUGGCAACACCGGGCCCAAGGGAAAACGUGGAGAGAAGGGUGACCAGGGAGAUGUAGGACGUGGGCAUCCUGGGAUGCCUGGGCCCCCCGGGAUCCCAGGACUCCCUGGCCGGCCUGGCCAGGCAAUCAAUGGCAAGGAUGGAGAUCGAGGGUCCCCAGGCGCCCCUGGAGAGGCAGGCCGACCUGGUCUGCCAGGCCCCGUGGGGCUGCCAGGCUUCUGUGAGCCUGCAGCCUGCCUCGGAGCCUCAGCCUACGCCUCUGCACGCCUCACGGAGCCUGGAUCCAUCAAGGGGCCUUGAACAUCAGGCCAGGAACAGAGCCCGGCGGGCAUCCUGGGCGGAAAGGACCAGGUCCCCUCUGGGUGGACAUGCACCGCAUCCCUCAGCCCAGGAAACCAGCUUUCCCAGCACCUUCUAUCUGGGACCUGGGAGUCCUGAGGAAAAAGAAAUUCUGUAACAUGGGGGAAGGGAAGGGAGGGCAUCGAAGUGAAAAGGUGAGGCCGACAGACAGGGCAAGUGUCACUGGAGAGUCCAAGCUCCAAAGAGGAUGGGGUGGGUUUCCCUCCUGGAGCACCACUUAGAUGUUACCAAACAAACGUCUCUUUAGUCUGUGCCAUGCUCCACUGGCCUUCUUGUCCUCGGGGCACGUGGACUAAGGUCUCUGCCAGUUCCUGAUCCCGUUUCCACCCCCUGGACUUGCUGGGUGACUGCUGCUGGGUGACUACCCUGAGGUGGCUGUCCUUAAGCCAGCCCCACUACUUCCCUCCCAUCUGAGUAUUUAAACACCCAUCUCCCUUCUCUUUCUGGCAUUACCGUCUUCCACCACCCCCCUAGAGCCACCCAGGCCUUUCUGUAAAUAAAAGCCCCCAACUGGGGUAUAAACCA